This is a messenger RNA of Drosophila arizonae, 1310 nucleotides long. RefSeq lists its product as uncharacterized. The record is from RefSeq and is a predicted model, not a curated record. Gene Ontology annotation, molecular function: polynucleotide 5'-phosphatase activity. Gene Ontology annotation, biological process: protein dephosphorylation. Lineage: Eukaryota; Metazoa; Arthropoda; Insecta; Diptera; Drosophilidae.
UGAACGUUGUAUAUUGAUAAAAAUAAUCGCAGAAAUGAGAAAAGCGAUACCAGAUCGCUGGCUGAAUUAUCGGCCCAUUGGGGAGCGCAUCGCGGGAACGCGAUUCAUUGCAUUUAAAGUGCCGUUGCGUAAGAAUAUUAAUGAGAGUGUGGACGACGAGCAACUGCGUCUGGCGCCACACUCGUUGCUGGAGUCGGUGCCAAAUUUAGGACUGAUCGUUGACCUGACCAACACGAAUCGAUACUACAAUCCACAGACUUUCCGCGAUCUGAAUGUGGCGCACCAGAAACUCAUGAUACCUGGCCAUCAGACUCCCACCAAGCAGCUGGCACAGAGAUUCUGCGAGUAUGUGACUGACUUUCUGGAUGCCAAUCCGGAUAAUGACAAACUCAUUGGCGUGCAUUGCACACACGGCGUAAAUCGUACCGGUUAUUUGAUCUGCUACUUUAUGAUCACUAAGAUGAACAUGUCGCCCAAGCUGGCUAUACAGACUUUUGCCGAUGCGCGUGGCCACAAAAUUGAACGUAAAAACUAUACCGAGUCGCUGCAGCACUUGACGUCCGAACAGGGACCAUGCAAGCUGCUGAGCGAAACAAGUCGCAGUCCCAGCCACACUGAGGGCAAACGCCGGCUGAAACAACGGCAGGAGCGGGGCGACAGGCGGGAGGACGUAUCUCUCAAUUGGCGAGUCCGCCAGCAGGAGCACAACGGUUGGCAGCAGCAGCCGCCGAGCCGUCAAUGGAGGAAUACCAAUACUUAUCACAGCCAAGAUGAUGACUCGCAACGUAGGCCAUUGCAACGGGAGACUCCGCGCUGGCGCCAGGCGGCGCUCAGCGAGGACUCAGCUCCAAAGGUCAGACGCUACAAUGACUACCACUCGGACAACGACCGUUAUCAGCAGCAAAACAACUGGCGGCCGAGGCAGACUGCCGGCCAAUGUCCCAGACAGGAAUAUAGUUUCGCCUACAACAGCAGCAGCCGAAGCAGCAGCAGCUACAACAAGAGCAACAACAGCAACAACUAUCGCGGGAACAACAACUACAGUAGCAGAGGCGACAACAAUGACAACUACAGCAGAAGGGGCAGGAGCCGCUGGAGCAACAACCACACCAGCCACUACAAUGAGCGAAACUAUGGGCGAGACGAACGUCGCAGCAAUUCGAAUCGCUUUCGGCGCUUUGAAACGGACUGAUCGGUUGCCCGCCUCCUGGCGACGCAACCUCGUAACGUUCAUGUAAUUAGUGCAAUUUGAUUCUGUACUUGUUGCAAAAGUUUCGUUUCGUAAUAAAUUCCAGUCGUCUGUUGGCCAA